Molecule: messenger RNA, 3022 nt
Organism: Seriola dumerili (greater amberjack)
Lineage: Eukaryota; Metazoa; Chordata; Actinopteri; Carangiformes; Carangidae
Gene: pnpla2
Product: patatin like phospholipase domain containing 2
Exons: 9
Coding region: 364-1911 (515 amino acids)
Biological process (GO): lipid homeostasis; positive regulation of triglyceride catabolic process; triglyceride catabolic process
Cellular component (GO): membrane; lipid droplet; cytoplasm
Molecular function (GO): triacylglycerol lipase activity
Source: RefSeq, a predicted model, not a curated record
GUAACAACAACUCCCCGUGGUUCACCAUAUCGCUAUAUAACCAGCUAAGGACUGCUUUAAUAGAACAUUUACCAACGGGGUUUAGCUUCAGUACAAGAGAUUAUUUGUAUUUUCAAACAAUGUCAACUUAGCGACUCACCUGCAACGAAAGAAGUGACUUCUACCGUUAGCUAGAGAGCUAAAAACAGCUAGCAGGAAAAAGACAGCAUGUGAAGAGACAUCAAUAUCAAAAGGUGAACAGUAUUCAGUCCUAAAAUUAGACUCUUUGUCCUUCUGUAGUCGUUAAUAUUUGUGAGUGAACUUUGCCUUAUUGUUAGCCAACGACCUUAGCCCCACUUGACACAGCUCCGGACGGUCACCGGUAUGUUCCCGUUAGACUCGCCGUGGAACAUCUCGUUUGCGGGUUGUGGAUUCCUCGGCAUCUAUCACGUCGGUGUGGCCAGCUGUCUGCUGGAGCAGGCCCCUUUUUUGGUCCAAAAUGCCAGGCACAUAUACGGGGCAUCAGCUGGGGCCCUCACUGCCACUGCCCUGGUCAGUGGAGUAUGUCUCGGAGAGGCUGGUGCAAGUAUCAUCGACGUUGCCAAAGAGGCUAGAAAGCGAUUCCUGGGACCCAUGCAUCCUUCUUUUAAUCUGGUGAAGAUUGUGCGUCACAUGCUGCUGCGCACUUUGCCAGCUGAUUGCCACCAUCGGGCGAACGGACGGUUAGGAAUUUCUCUCACCCGAGUGACAGAUGGAGAAAAUGUCCUGGUAUCUCACUUCAACGACAAGGAGGAGCUGGUGCAGGCAUGUGUCUGCAGUGCCUACAUCCCAGUGUAUUGUGGCCUUAUUCCUCCGACACUGCAAGGAGUGCGAUAUGUCGACGGAGGAAUCUCAGACAACCUGCCUCAGUAUGAGCUGAAAAACACCAUCACUGUGUCCCCGUUCUCUGGGGAGAGCGACAUCUGCCCCCGAGACACCUCGACCAACAUACAUGAGCUGCGAUUCACCAACACAAGCAUCCAGUUCACUCUCACCAACCUCUACAGAGUCUCCAGAGCUCUUUUCCCUCCAGACCCAAUGAUUAUGAAGGCCAUGUGUAAACAGGGAUACAAAGAUGCUUUGCACUUUUUAAAGAGGAAUGGAUUGCUUAAUUUCAAUGGACCUCUCAGAGACAGACCCCUGCUAGCUAAUGGAGAAGAAAAGGAGGAUUACAAUGAUGAUGAUGAAGAGGAGGAGGAGGAUGAUGAUAAAAGUGAUGAAGAGGAAGAGAACCCACAGAAAGAAGAGAGAGCAGUGGUGAUUCAUUCCUCAGUAGAGGAGCAUAUCAUCGAACACCUUCCGCCUACCCUGCACAAAGCUUUAGUUGAGGCGUGCAUGGAGAGGAGGAGCCUGGUGCAGUCUCUAAGCAACCUGCUUCCUGUCAGGAUGGCCUCGGCCAUGAUGCUUCCCUACACUCUCCCUCUGGAGUCUGCUAUGUUCUUGACUCUCAGACUUCUGGAGUGGUUGCCAGAUGUGCAGGAAGAUGUGGGAUGGAUUCGGGAGCAGAUAUUAAAACUUGUGCAGCACGUUCUUCGCCAGGCCUCCAAAAGCAUUUCCCAGCAUGUAUCUGCCAGGUUUUCCUACCAGCUGGAGCUACACCACUACCAGUCCCUCCCAUACCAACUCAGCUCCACCAACCUGUUUCCCACCUGGGUGAAUGAGCGAAGUUCUUCAGUCCAGGAUGUCUUCAUGCGUCUCGACGAAUACAAGAGACAGCUGCUGUCUGGAGUGCUGUGUAUCAACAUGGACCUGCAAGGCUCCUUCGAAACUGGACAGAUGCCACCAAAUAAGAGCUCCUCAUCCAUCCUCUCCACAGAGGGCCUCACAAUGCACACAGGUUGUCUUAAUAUUCCACCUGCUGCCGACUCCGGCAGCGACAUCAGCAGCUCCUAAGAGCUUUUGACAGGUUUCUGCUGCAGGUGCUGCAGCUCUGAGAUUAAGACAUACUUAUUCUAGAUUCAGGAACAUUUCAAACUAAUUUAAAUCAGAUUUUAAUAUCUGUUUACACCCUGAUGUUUAGAUACUCUUAAGAUACCAAGAAGGUAUUUGUAAUAUAAUCAACCCUUUUGUACAGUGGGUGGAAAUGGUAGUAAUCUACCAUAUUUACACUUACUGUGUAUUCAGUAUCUUUUGACUAAUGCAUCACAUUGAAAUAUGUCUUUUAUCUACAGUCUAAUCAGGCAAGCCUUUAGACACAGUAUGUCUGCAGGCCUACAGAAGUGCAUUUAAACUUAGCACAUGCACCUAAACAGUCAUGUACAAACUUGAGUUAUAGGAUGUUACAAACAAAAAUGCGCACUUGAAGUAGCAUGGUUAAAAUAGGAGAGUGUUCUUGUUUUAAGUGGAAUGCAGUCAGACCAGUAGUUAAACAGAGUGGUUCUGCUGUGUGCAUGAAACUCUUAAGUCACUUCUGCCACACAGACAGUGAAGGACUGAAGGAGGGGGGAUCUGUUUCCUACAGGUAGUUACUCCAUUUAUUAUAUGCAAAUGUCAAUGCAUUAUUUUGAAAAAAAUACACUGUCUUUAUGUUUUAAGGUUUUCUUUGAAUGUCAUUGUCUUAUGUCUUUACAGUUAUUUAUAUGAGAAAUAUAAAACUGCUUUGCUCUGUUUUCCCAGUGAUAGAAACUUGUUUCUAUCAUUUGCAUGUAAGUUACAACUCUUUUAGGUUUAAAUUGAAAUCUAUAUAUUAUUGUAUUUCUGCUUUAAAAUCUUCUGAACAAUGAUUUUUAUGUUAUUUGUGAUUAAUCAAAGAACCAGUUUGAUCUGAAUUGCACUUUCUCAUUUGAUGCCGCUGUACGACAUCAGAUUAAGUUCUUAGGUAAUGACCUACCUGUUUAAAUAUUUAUCUUGUACUGUGUACUACAAGAACUUCUAACUGUAUGAUCAAGCCCCAACCUGUGCCUUUAACUUCAAAGAAACAAUUGCCAAGUGAAUUUAACAUAUUGUCAGAAUGUUGCAGGGAAAAAUAUUUAUGUGAUUAUUAAAUAAACUGGUAUUGUUUAAC